UGCCGCCUACCAUAGUAAAGGCGCCCAGGUCUGUGCUGGUCAAUGAAGAUGAGAGUGCAGUGCUAAGCUGCAAGGUCUCUGCUACACCCUACCCUGUUACCACCAUCACUUGGAUAAAGGAGGGAACACCCCUUGCAGCCAAUAAAAUGAGAUAUAACAUCAACUAUGAGACAGGUGUGUUAAGGAUCUCUCACGUGCAAGUUUCAGACAAAGGCAACUACGCAUGUCUCGUCAACACAACAGGUCACCCUUUUGUCACAUCCACCAAUGGAUAUGUGAAUGUAAAACAGAAACUGAAGUUCAAGCCCAAACCUGUGAACACUAAACUUGAGAAGGAUUCUAAUUCAAAAGUGCAUUGUAACGCAGAGGGUCAGACAACUCCUGUAGUACGCUGGCUCAAGGGAGGUAACCUUGUCUUCCCAGAGCACAUCCGAGAUGAAGGAGGUAUACUCCAUUUUGCGGGAGUGAAGUCUAGUGACACAGGCUACUACACAUGCGUGGCUACGAGCUCUACACAAGGGAUUAUAAAUGCUACCAUAUACAUAGAUGUUGUUGUCAAACCAAAGUUCAAAAUCAGACCUAAAAACACAACUGCCUAUGAGGGAUAUCCCAUGAUGCUUCACUGUGUUGCUAUUGGUGACCCAGCUCCCACAAUCCAAUGGGAUAAGAACCAGAAAGUGAAUGCAUUUGACCUGAAGAGGUUUAAAGUACUGAACAAUGGUUCCCUAUAUGUAUCUGAGGUGCAUUUGGAUGACAGAGGCAAAUAUGGCUGCACUGCUGGCAAUAGAGGAGGCUUCCAGAGAGAGGAGAUAUUUGUAGAUGUCGCUAGUGCCGAUCAAUACUUGAGGGACCAGGAAAGCAAACAGGAUGAUGCUAUGAACAUGAUGAAGACCAUCCUAAUAGCUGUGUGCAGUGCUGUUGCCUACCUAGGUCUGGUCCUUGGGCUGACCAUAUACUGCAGUCUCAGGCUCAUAAGGGCUAGGAAAUACAGAAGGCAGAUGCAGGCAACAAGUAAAGGUGAAAAUGGUGAUGCGAACCACACAGCUGAGCAAAAGGAACACAUGCUCCCUAAGGCAGAAGAUAUGAACCAUAUCAACCAUGUGAACAACAUAAACUGUAGCAUGAACCAGAUGUCAAGCAACAGCCAAAUGAAUCACCAUUUAAUUAAGAUCGACGGAGGUGACACAAACUCUCAUAUCUCUCUACCAUCGUCAACCCAGCAGUCACAUACAUCAUCAAGUAAUUCCCGAGCUCGGAGAGGAAGUUACGAUCGUUGGCAGUUUCCCAGACAUGACCUUGUGACUUUAGGAAUGCUAGGCAAGGGAGAGUUUGGGGAUGUAUUCUUGGCCAAGGCUUGUGGAAUUAAGGAUGGACAUGAUGAAACACUGGUCAUGGUUAAGUCACUCACCAGUAAGGAUGAACACCACCAUUUCCAAUUCCGUGCAGAGAUUGAAAUGUAUAGCAAGUUGAGCCACGAGAAUGUCGCAAAACUACUUGGGGUGUGUCGUGAGAUGGAGCCACAGUUCAUGAUAAUGGAGUAUUGUGAUUGGGGUGAUAUGAAACAGUUCCUUGCCGCGAUGAAACGAGAUUCAAACCGUAAGUUGACAUUGGCCCAGAAGAUAACAAUGAUGAACCAGGUUGCCAUGGGGAUGGAAUGUAUUGCUAACCAUCGUUAUGUUCAUAAAGAUGUCGCAGCUCGUAAUGUCCUCCUGUCGUCAAACCUAGAUUUAAAAGUUGCCAAUCUGAGCCUGUGUCACGAUGUGUACUCAGAGGAGUACUAUUUAUACCGCAAUAAUUAUGUUCCACUACGUUGGAUGGCCCCUGAGGCUUUAUUAGAGGAUGAAUACUCUACAAAAAGUGAUGUAUGGGCAUUUGGCGUGUUUAUAUGGGAGGUAUUGACUCUUGGUGAAGUGCCUUUUAAACGUAGGACAAAUAUGGAUGUUCUCCAAAGUUACGAGCAGGGCACGGAUUGUCGGCCGGAGCCCUUACAGCAAUGUCCAGAGGAACUUCAUACACUUAUGAACACAUGUUGGUGUAACAGUCCAAAAGAGCGGCCAUCAUUCAGCGAGAUAUCUAUCAAAUUCAGUGAAAUGACCAUAGACAGUGAUGUGUAAGGCAUGGGAGCUGAACCAGACAUGAUAGUAUUAUUAAAGAUGGAGCUUAGGCCGGUGCUGACAUCUAGUGAGCAUUGGCCGCCUGGUUCUAUCAGCAGAUGGCUUUGCUGCCAUCUAGUGAGCUUUUGUCUUCUGGAACAUUUGGCAGACAUCAGUGCUGACAUCUAGUGAAUGGUUUAGCACUGCCAUCUAAUGUAUUCUGGAAAUGGUCGGGCUCAAACAAUUGCCAUACUGCCACCUAGUGAGUGAUCUUAGCAGACAACUUGUCUACUGUCAUGCCACUUAGUGGAAAAAUAUGACCAGAGCCAGUAACCAAUCAGCAAUAGGACGACAUGGAUCUGAACAUAACAGUACUCGAAGCCAUAAAAUGGUGGAUAACAUCUAUAUACAUGUAUGUGUACUUAGAUACUUUUAAAUUAUCUUUUAUAUAUAAAUUUGUGUAAAUAUAAUGCACAUUUACCUGGAUGUAUACAGGGAAAGUGUUUGUAGGAACUAGUGUAAAAUAUGCGCUAUUAUGUUAAGUAGACAGGUAGAGUGUCUAUGGCGAAAAAUACUCUAAAAAUUGUUAGCAACCGGUGCAACAGGGUCUUUAUUGUACUGUACAAGAUUUGAAAUCUGUUUCAUUUGAAAAAAAUUGUAUUAUUUUAUUACAUGAUAAUUCGUUAUUAAUAGAAUAACUCAUUAUUAAUAUUAUAAUGCAUUUUUUAUUUGAUACUGAAAUGAUAAACUGAAUUUAUUAAUAAGUGAGAUGCGAUGAAAAAACGAAUUGAAGAUUAAUUUCUGUAUUAAAGUGUUUUGAAUAAUGCUACAGUAUGGCUUAAACAUUGGUAGUCUCAAUAAUUGGAUAAAACUUCAUGAAUUAUCAAAACCAUGUGUUUUAUUUGUGUACUGUAAUGUACAAUUUAAGGGGCAAUAUUUGAAUGUACAUUACGAUUUUACGAAAUGCAGGGAUAUUUAUUAUUUUUCCCGUAUCCAUUUAUUGAGAUUACCACCUCAUUUUCGCCCAGAUGAUAUAUACAUGAUAUGGCUUUUAAUGUAACAUUUUCUAUGUUAGAAAAUUGAUUCUACAAAUAUGGCAUUUGUAAUAUUUAUUGUACAUAAUCCAUUAGUUAUUAGUGUAUUGUAUAGAUGGCGAUAAUAGAUAAAAUGUAUUGCAUUCUGGGAGAUUUGUGUGUACAUAUUGAUAUUACACGAUAUAAACAUAGAUGUAAGGAAGCUGAUUGGUGGCUUUUCAUAAUAAGCAAUAUGUUUAAACAAACUGUACCUUGCGAUGUUGUCGGUUAUUUGUGGCAAAUUUCUGGAAGAUUCUACGUAGAUAUGUAAUAAUCUAAAAGAUCCAACUAUUUAUUGAAAUCUUCUAACAUUGUCAUGAACAAUAUGAUGUUUUAGAGCAUUUUACACUUUAAUUUUAGAAGAUAUUAGAUACGGUAAAUGCAAUUGCUGACAUUUCAUUUGAUUUGUAUUUUUGAAGGACAUUUACUGUUGGAGGAGACUCCAUUGGAGUUUUCAGCAGUAUAUAGUUCCUUUAAAAGAAAAGUCGAGAAGAAAUAACAGUAUUUACUUGUAGACAUUUUAAUAAUUUCACAUUUUCAGAGAACUUUUAAUGCUCAUUUUACAUUUAGAAAUCCAAAUCGAAUAGGUUUCUAGCUUUUUAACAAGAAAUCCAUAAAUGUAUAAACCUUGAUUGGUAGAAUUUGAACUUGUAACAUACUAAAUGUACUUGUAAUUUCAUCAAUAUUUUAGUUCACUAAAGCACGAUUGUCAUAUACAUGUAUGCAUUUGUACAGAUUUGCUAAAAAGUAAAACAUGUACAUUUAUUUGUUCUUAGAUAUCAACUUAACACAAUGGGAAAGGAAAAAGCUAAGAAAUAUUAGAAAACAUGGGAGGAAUUCAAACAUGCAGUAUGAUUGUAUUUCUAUAUCUGGACAUUUUCUUGCUUUGAUAUUUUCUAAGAUACAUAUACUGUAGAUUGGAGAUGUUCACGACCUGAUACAUUUUCUGGCCUCUAUUAAACCAAACUUUGUAUUUUUUAUUUAGAAUAGUUAUAUGUGAGAUUUUAUCACUUUAGAAAGCUUGUGCAAUAUAUGAUGGUAACGAGGCCUUUGUGUUUUCCCUUAGUUUAAAU
Owenia fusiformis is the source of this 4239-nucleotide messenger RNA. NCBI's taxonomy places the organism in Eukaryota, Metazoa, Annelida, Polychaeta, Sabellida, Oweniidae. The record is from the annotation of a GenBank genome assembly.